AUGCAUCCAGCUCACAACUACCGUCACUCCCGGAGAUCGGCUUGCGAUCGUUGCCGGGGACAGAAGCUGCGGUGUGAGCGUGUCAACAUAAAUGGCAUGUCUUGCGAGCGUUGUCUCAAGGCACAGGAAGUAUGCAUCACAAGCGUGAAUCAUCCGGCAACCGCUCUAUCGUCGAACCCCAGCCAAGAUCUUGUUUCCAACCGGCACAAAAGCCCUGGGUUCCUUGAUCGCCAUGACUCCAUGGGGUUGCUUCACAAACCCUUUACCCCUACUGCGGUUGAAUCGGUACAUCCAUCUACAUCAGCGCGGGGGAUGUAUUACCAAAAGAUGCAUAGCUACUGGGACGAACCAGCCGAGCUGCAGACAGUCCCAGAAGGCAACUUCUUCUUGCCCCCUAGUGAAGCUGACUUCACGAUUCCCCUUGAUACCGGGAGCCUCCCAGCACCGCCGCAGAUCUGGGGAGACUGGAAUUCUCACUGGCCCGCCGGGCCUUACAACUAUGCAAGUGGCUACCCUGAAGGCUUCAUUCAAGACCAAAUGUACGAGGCACCAAAUGUCAACGCACCAGCUUUGAGCGAAGACCUCUGGUGGGAUGAGAAUAUUUACAAGGAAGUACCGACAGGAGCACCCGUGGAAGACCAGCUACUUGAAUGUACGGAACCCGUCCCGGUUGCUACCUCGAGAAAUGUGUCCGACUUCGACUGGUCGAGUCAUGCCGAUAUCACGAACGUCGAGGAUCCGCUUCAGCAGCAAACAUAUCACCACAGAGCUCCUUCGCAGCAAGAUGUUCGCAAAGCUUUACUGAAGCUUAAAGCAGAACUUAUUCACGAACUGGACGUCCUCGACGACGUUUCUGACAACUUCAUACCCUCUUCCUAUGGCCCUGACAGUUGUGGACCUGCACUGGAAACACUGAACCUUCCGAUACCUCGCCUGCUUGACCAUUCCUCCUGGCUUUUGGAGAUUGUUCAAUCCUUGCGUGGCGUGAGUGACAGACCCAAUGAGAGAUUUGGAUCACUCCAGACCCAGAGUUAUCGAUUCGAAGGUUCAGUGACCAACCAUUCGGAUUCCAGUGACAAUGGCUCAGACGAGGGCGCAACCACCACACCAUCUACUGAUUUUGAAUAUCAAACGACGAUGACUUCCCCUAGUCACACAACACACACAUCGUACGACAUCACGCUGUGGCUCAGUGUUCUUGAAGCCCAUUGUUAUCUGACACGUAUCUAUCGUGCUGUAUUCACUCGUCUGUAUCAACUAUUCCUUAUCAUCCCCCCAGCCGAAGCAAAUGGCAUUUUACUAUUGCCAGAGCUACGUCGUGGAACAGUUCAAUUGGAUGGAGAUCUUGCCAGCCAAGUACAAAGACUUGUUGAGAUUGGCGCCACAAUGAUGGGAAAUAUCGAAGCCGCACUUGGGCUCUGCUCUGGUUACAACCAAGUGCAUGGUACAGGGGAGCUCAAAACGGCUGAAGCGCCGCAUGAGAACAAUUGGUCGUCAUCUAUUCGUGACUGUGUAUUUGCACAAGAACAAGACCCAUGCGAAAUGCCCCUAGUGGAGAUUAUGAAGUGUUUACGCCAGCUUGUCAGAGCUACAGUGGUUCCUUGA
Molecule: messenger RNA, 1605 nt
Organism: Penicillium olsonii
Lineage: Eukaryota; Fungi; Ascomycota; Eurotiomycetes; Eurotiales; Aspergillaceae
Source: the annotation of a GenBank genome assembly